AUGAUAAACACAUGGCACAGGAACUCUUUAAAAGAUUAUGGGAACAGCAAAGAUUGGGUACCACUGAUUGAGUUUAAUCCGUUGCAAGCAGUAAAAAUAAAUUCCUGCCUCCGCACAAAAGCAAAAAUAGGAGGGGUAGUUCUAGCAACAAAUAAUCUUAAAAGUGGGAGACUACAGGCAGCAGAGGAGGUUACCAGCAAAAUUGACUUUGACAUCAGGCCACUUCGUCUGGUGGUGUUUUCAAAAAUUAAUGAACUACGCCAAUGUAGAAACAAAUUCCAGGCACUGACCCAGCUUAUCAGCAUGGUGGACUUCAUUGAGCUGGCAAGUCCUGAGAAUCCAUCAGGUGUUCUCCAAGCUAUUAAUAAUGCUUUGGCUAGCAAUAUGAGCUGGGAUGACAGCAGCUCGGUUAGUAGUGGCCUCAGUGACACUCUUGACAACCUCAGCACAGAUGAUUUGAAUACCACCUCAUCUGUCAGCUCUUAUUCCAAUAUAACUGCUUCUUCAAGGAAGAACGCUAAUGCCCAGACAGACUCAGAGAAGCACUCAGUUACAGACAGCGAAACUUGGGGCAGCACUGAAGAGCUGAAGAAACCAGAGGAAGACUUUGACAGCAGCGUAGACAGCAGUGGCAAGUGGAAAGGCCUUCCCUCGGGGCUGUCUGAAGAGUCAGAGAAGGGGGGGCAGAAAGCAUCUCUCUCUGUGUCACAGACCGGAUCCUGGAGGAGAGGCAUGACUGCACAAGUAGGCACAACUCAGUCCAGGCACAAAGCAGGAACAAGUGCUCUCAAGACUCCAGGGAAAACAGAUGAUGCGAAAGCUUCAGAAAAAGUGAAAACUCCCCUGAAAGGAGCCUCCAUUCAGCGCUCUCCAUCGGAUGCAGGAAAAAGCAGCGGUGAUGAAGGAAAGAAGCCUCCCUCUGGCAUCGGGAGGUCAACUGCUACUGGCUCCUUUGGAUUCAAGAAGUCCGGGAUGGGAUCUUCUACCAUGAUAACCACAAGCGGAGCAACCAUCACGAGUGGGUCAGCGACCCUAGGAAAACUGCCAAAAUCUUCAGCCAUUGGUGGGAAGUCCACCGCAGGGCGGAAGACGAGCUUGGACGGCUCCCAGAACCCAGAGGACGGCGUCCUGCACGUGAACUCGAAGGCGACUCUGCAGUACCGGAGUUUGCCUCGCCCCUCAAAAUCCAGCGGCAGCGGGAUCCCCGGGAGGGGCGGCCACCGCUCCAGCACCAGCAGCAUCGACUCCAACGUCAGCAGCAAGUCUGCGGGUGCUGCUGCCACCAAACUGCGAGAGCCAAGCAAGAUUGGGUCCGGGCGGUCCAGCCCCGUCACCGUCAACCAGACGGACAAGGAAAAAGAGAAAGUGGCCGUGUCUGAUUCCGAGAGCGUCUCCCUGUCCAGUUCCCCCAAAUCCAGCCCAACUUCAGCAAGUGCCUCUGGCACACCAGGACUUAGGCAGCCGGGAUCCAAAUACCCAGACAUCGCCUCCCCCACCUUUCGAAGCAUGCAGCUUGACAGAAAUACACUACCCAAAAAGGGAUUAAGAUAUACUCCAUCGUCCCGGCAGACCAGUCAGGAGGAAGGCAAGGAAUGGCUACGCUCCCAUUCAACUGGAGGCCUGCAAGACACUGGCAGCCAGUCCCCACUUGUUUCUCCUUCAGCUAUGUCUUCAUCUGCAACUGGAAAAUACCACUUUUCCAACCUUGUGAGUCCAACCAAUCUAUCUCAGUUUAACCUUCCUGGACCCAGUAUGAUGCGUUCAAACAGCAUCCCUGCACAAGACACUUCUUUUGAUCUGUAUGAUGACUCCCAACUGUGUGGCAGUGCUACAUCCUUAGAAGAGAGACCACGAGCGAUUAGUCAUUCAGGUUCAUUCAGGGACAGCAUGGAAGAAG
Merops nubicus (carmine bee-eater) is the source of this 1897-nucleotide messenger RNA. RefSeq names its product neuron navigator 3-like. Gene Ontology annotation, biological process: neurogenesis; nervous system development. Lineage: Eukaryota; Metazoa; Chordata; Aves; Coraciiformes; Meropidae. The annotation marks the transcript as partial. The transcript has 10 exons. The record is from RefSeq and is a predicted model, not a curated record.